Molecule: messenger RNA, 291 nt
Organism: Paramecium pentaurelia
Lineage: Eukaryota; Ciliophora; Oligohymenophorea; Peniculida; Parameciidae
Source: the annotation of a GenBank genome assembly
AUGAGCUAAAUUUUGAAAACAGAGAUUUAAGAAAAGGUAAGAUUAGGAUUUCCAAAAGAAAUUUUACUUUAUCUUGAUCCAAUUUUUAUUUUCUGGUAUCACUAAAAAAAAAAUUGUGAUAAUUUUACUUCUAAAGCGAGCAUUAUACAUAUGAAAAAAUACAAGUUUUUUAGACUAAAUUCUUAAAGAUAAUAUUAUUAAAUUUUGAAUAGAUAUUUUGGAUUGUAAUUAUCUAAUUUUAAAUAUAAAUAAAUUUUCAAUAACAUCUAAAAUAUUAACAAAAAGACUUGA